Pyrus x bretschneideri (Chinese white pear) is the source of this 1129-nucleotide messenger RNA. Its product is annotated as ran-binding protein 1 homolog b-like. NCBI's taxonomy places the organism in Eukaryota, Viridiplantae, Streptophyta, Magnoliopsida, Rosales, Rosaceae. The coding region runs from base 114 to 785 and encodes 223 amino acids. Gene Ontology annotation, biological process: nucleocytoplasmic transport. The transcript is spliced from 4 exons. Gene Ontology annotation, cellular component: cytoplasm; nuclear pore. Gene Ontology annotation, molecular function: GTPase activator activity. The record is from RefSeq and is a predicted model, not a curated record.
CCCUCAACCCUCAUCCCGUUCCCUUUCUCUCUCUACACGCUCCUAUCCGAUCUCUCUCUUUCUCUCUCUACAAUCUUCUACCACUCCUACUUCCUGCUUUCUUUCUCUACAAGAUGUCGAGUGCCGCCGAUCCCGAGCACAGAGAAGACGAGGAAGCCCCACUCGCCGGCGACGACGAGGACACCGGAGCUCAGGUCGCUCCGAUCGUCCGGCUCGAGGAGGUCGCCGUCACCACCGGCGAAGAAGAGGAGGACGCCAUCCUCGAUCUGAAGGCGAAGCUUUACCGAUUUGAUAAAGACGGUAACCAGUGGAAAGAGCGAGGUGCUGGCACUGUCAAGUUUCUCAAGCACAAAAAGACGGGCAAGGUCCGCCUUGUCAUGCGCCAGUCCAAAACCCUAAAGAUCUGCGCCAAUCAUCUCGUUCUACCGAAGAUGACGGUCCAGGAGCACGCCGGCAAUGAGAAGUCUUGUGUUUGGCACGCGACUGAUUUUGCUGACGGGAAAUUGAAGGAGGAGCUUUUCUGCAUUAGAUUCGCCUCAAUUGAAAAUAACAAAUUGUUCAUGGAGAAGUUUCAAGAAGUUGCCGAAUCCCAGAGUCCAGAAGAAGAAAGCAAAGAAGCUACUGAAGCUGCUGGGCUCCUCGAUAAAUUGAGUGUUGGGGAGAAGUCUGAGGCAGAGGCACCUGCUGCAACCAAGAGUGACAGAGUAAAAGAAGCAGAAGCACCUGCUGAGGAGAAAGCAGAAGAAAAGGCACCAGAUGUCAAGGGGAAGAAGAAAGAUGAUUAAGAGUGAAGGUUGAUGGUAUUUUGCAAUGGGUCUGGUUUGGUCUACCUGGUGUCGUUGUCGUCGUCAAAAGUCGGGUUAGAAACUUAGACUUUCAGGACAUGUUUGAAGGUUGAAGGGUUGUGUGUUAUUCUCAGUACCGUUUUGUUGUAACAGAGUUUCCCCCAUCCUAUUUGAUUACUUGGGAGUAAGUUACAGGUCCGUGAAAAUUACUUGAUAUAAGCCGAGGACCGUUUGUUUGGAUAUAAUUCCUUGAUUUGGUUUUAGGGUCUUUUGAGUUUUAUUUAUGGGCAAGUAUGUGUGGGGCUCCAUUGGAAUCACAUUGUGAGUCAGAAGCAUUUCAGGCA